AUGGACGUAACACUCUUAGGUCCUUGUAAUUCUGAUGAGCUCAGGUGUGCAACAUCUUUAUGCAGAAGGUUUGAGAAUAAAGUUGGUGUUAUUAGCGGUGGGACUAGAGGGUAGGUGUUAAUAUGAUCAGAAAUGUCGUUAAGAGUAUACCAGGCAAAGUUUUUAACACAACUUUCUUCACAACUGUUUUUUAGCAAUCUUAUUUCAGAAUUGGCCUAGCAAUUGCUCAAAGAUUAGCCGAAGAAGGUGCGAAUGUCAUAAUAUCGAGCAGAAAGCCAGAGAAUGUUGAAUUGGCCAUGUCAUAUCUCCGUUCAAUACCCAAUGUAAAACAUGAUCAAAUCCACGGUAUACCAUGUCACGUUGGCACAACAUCAGAUCGUCUUAAGCUCAUCAGAGAGGCCGAUUUAAAGUUUGGUCGCUUAGAUGUUCUUAUUCUAAAUGCCGGAGUAAACCCAGCUGUUGGUGACAUAAACAAAGUCACCGCGUCUCAAUGGGACAAGAUGUAUUGUAUCAAUGUGAAAGCCGGCUUCGAAUUGUGUCGUGCAGCAGUGCCGUUGAUGGAGAAGACAGGUGGAGCCGUUAUCUUCACUUCAUCUUUGGCAGCGUACAGAGUUCCUGGAGCUUUUAAUGCAUAUGGGAUCACAAAGUCAGCACUGUCAAUGUUAACUACGGUAUUGUCACAGGAAUUGGCGUCGAAGAAUAUCCGAGUCAAUGGGAUUGUACCUGGAACGAUAGAGGGUGCAGGAAUGAGCAGAAUGGUAGGUUUAACAACAUUUAGCCACUUUCAUCUUGAUCUUCAGUCAGAGGAACAACGAAAUUAAUUGUCUUAAAAUUAAUAUCCAUUUUUAAGUAAUAACUUUAGCUCUGGGACACAAACCACAAAUGGCAUAAGCUGGUAAAAGACGCGGCCGAUGGCUCAAAAGGUUUAGCCGGAAGAUUUGGUAAACCAUCUGAAAUCGCGGCAUCAGUUGCUUAUCUAUGUUCGGAUGACGCCAGCUUUGUUACGGGAGAAAACCAUCUUGUUAUGGGUGGAGUUGAUGCCAGAAUAUGA
Molecule: messenger RNA, 1051 nt
Organism: Bursaphelenchus okinawaensis
Lineage: Eukaryota; Metazoa; Nematoda; Chromadorea; Rhabditida; Aphelenchoididae
Source: the annotation of a GenBank genome assembly